Messenger RNA from Eupeodes corollae, 1993 nucleotides. RefSeq lists its product as uncharacterized. The record is from RefSeq and is a predicted model, not a curated record. The transcript is spliced from 2 exons. NCBI's taxonomy places the organism in Eukaryota, Metazoa, Arthropoda, Insecta, Diptera, Syrphidae. Bases 197 to 1849 code for a protein of 550 amino acids.
GGACACUUGUACCGAAAAAUAAAUAUAAAAUAUUAAAUAUUAACGAAAGAAUUUAUUUGUUUCACGUAAAUAAAUUGAAUAUUGUGAUACAAAAAAUAGCAUUGUCAAUUCAAAUGCAGGAGCUUAUUUGAAUAAACUGUCAAACAAAAUUAUUCUGCUCGCAUUCUCUCAAAAACUGUAAACGAACUUCUUCAAAAUGACUGAUGAGCUCAAACAAAAUCGUCAAAACCUGACCCAAACCUAUCUAACUCGUCAGCGUGAGUUAAUAAAACAACAGAGAAAGUACAAGAAAAUUAUAACUACCAAAUACAUAAGUCGUAAGGAUUCAAUCGGUCAAGCAAGCUAUCUGAAGAACAUUGAACAUUUGAAAGCAGAAAAGGCCGAUAUAAGAGCUCAAUUAUGGGUAGCCAAUGGUCCUACUCAUCUUCGACAAAAUAAAAAUCGUCUAAAAAAUAUCAAGUGCCAUGUUUCAUGUCAAGAGAAACUGAAUUCCGAUAACAAUAAACUCAAGUCUCAGAUUCAAGUUUUGGAAAUGCAAUUAAAGCAAGUAAACAAGUCAAUCUAUGAUCUGAAUAGAAAAACUAUACCAGAUAACCAACAUCAGGCUUAUGUGCAAAAAGUUCGACGAACAAAGGAUAUUUUAGAAAAUCAGCUUGAAGUAAACGUCAAGCGAGAAUGUAACUUCACAGCUUCGAAUCAGCUACUUCGAGAAGACGUUGUUCGAAUGAUUAAUUUUAGGGCGUUCUUUAACAGUCUCUACACCAAGAUGAUCCAACAGCUAAGAAACGACAAUAAAUAUCUAACUGAUCUCAUUGAACAUGCACAACUUACUUUUGAAAAUGGAACAAUUGUCUAUGAGAAAAUAAUUGCAAUUAAUAAAAAAGAAAUGCACGAUCGAGAAAUUAGAAAGGUUGAGAUGCAAAGUGUUACUAGAAAAACUGCCCAGGACAACGAAAACUUUGACUUUUUCGCGAAAAAGGAUAAAAAGCGUGAACUAUGUGAUCUUGAACCAAGGGAAUACAAAAGAAGAAAUAUUUUUAAAAAGGCCCAUGGGAAAAAGAUCCGACUUUACAAAAAUGUUUUGAAUAAAAUUCUCCAACACUCAAAUACCCAAGCUAUUGAGAAGGUUAUCGAGAACUUUCAGGAGCAAGAAAGUCUUUAUUACUCCUAUUUUAACUUUGCCAAUGAGAAAAACUACCACAUUACUAGGCUGGAUACGAGUUUGAAUGACCUAUAUCAGCACAUUGAAAACCUUCGGACGCGAAACAAAAACACCUUAGACAACCAACUCGAGACUAUAAUUGACUUAGAGAACAAAUUAAAAAAUCAACUAAAAACUAACAAUGAUUUAGAGGAAAAGAGGAAAAUUUGUGACAAGACCUUAUCAGGAUUCUUUAAGGAAAUUCUUGGUGUAAUAAUGCUUUGUCGAGCUGAUGUAACGCCAUUGCAAAAUCUUCUGGGCGAUCACUCCAAAAUCAGUGCAAUUAAUGUGAAAGAAUUUUUACAAAUUCUCGAAAAGCGUUUGAAUCAGAUCGUGGCUAGGGUUUUCAUUCUGCAAAGAAGGGAUCCAAAGAUUAAACCUGGUCAUUACAUAGUUCGUAAUCUUCAGAAAAUGUUAGAGCAACCAACAGACCCGAACCAUAUCGUACUGACACAACAAUGUCCCGAAUGUGCCGAAGGAGAAGCUGUAAAUACGGAUGGUAAGGAUUGUGUGAUAGAGACGACAAAAGAAAUCCAAAAGAAAUUGCAUGAAAAGGUCGUGCAACCGGAAAUGCAAUAUCGUUUGCAUAGCUUAAGCGAAUGCCGAUUGCAACGCUCUAGAAUGUUAGCAAGCAGUAAAUUAAAUUGAAUUUAUAUUGGUUUUUAGAUUCAUUUUUAUUUUCAAAAUUCAUGAAAGAAAAAAUAGUAAAACAUUUCGAGAUUUUUAUUUUUAUUUUUUGUUUAAUAAUAAAGAUGGCGUUUUGGUCUGGAAUCCUUUAAAUCGAAAAAUUUA